Messenger RNA from Lotus japonicus, 4880 nucleotides. RefSeq lists its product as uncharacterized. Lineage: Eukaryota; Viridiplantae; Streptophyta; Magnoliopsida; Fabales; Fabaceae. Gene Ontology annotation, cellular component: membrane. The record is from RefSeq and is a predicted model, not a curated record. The transcript is spliced from 3 exons. The coding region runs from base 3576 to 4505 and encodes 309 amino acids.
UUUUUUUCUCCCCGCUUCUCUUCAUUUUCGUUUCUUUUCUUCUCCUUUCUCAAAUUUUCUUUCUUGUUGCAGCAACAACCUGCCACCGUUCCUUCUCAUCACCAACAUUUUCUUCUUAUUUACUACUAUCCCAUUCUCUCAUUCACGUCCCUACAGCACCCUCACCACUUUCUUUUCAUCUCCUUCCCAUCACCAUUAAAACACCACCACCAACAUAUCUUCUUCUUCUUCUUGAUUUAUUUCUGCUGCACACACUCACCAUCACUUUCUCCUCUUCAUGGAAGCCGUGAGACCACCACCACCACCAAGCUGCUACUCCUUCUUCCUCUACUCCACGCAAGCACCACAACCACCGGGAGCAAGCCACCACCUCUAUUCUCUUCAACCUUUUCUCAUCUCAAUUUUGAGCUUUUGAGUUAGAGGUUUGGAUCGAGUUGAGCUAAGGAAGGAAGAUUCAGAACAAGCUGUGAAGUUUCAGGAUAGAGGAGAAUAACCCAAGUUUUAAAUUGUUGGCUAAAAUCAAAACUGGAAACCUUUCAGGUUUGUUGCCUUAAAAUAUACAUUUUAUGCUACACUUUUGUAGUGAGUUUGUGAUACAAUGACAAUCAUUCUCAACAAAUGACUUUCACAGCUUUGAUCUUGUGACUUUCAUUCUUAUAUGGUUCUUGCAUCAGGCCAAUAUUAUUUUGUUGGUAAUAUAGUGUAAUUAAAACAUGACUUGAUUUUUGAAACUUCAUUAAGAAUUUAACAUAGCACUCAUAAGAAUAAGAAGCCAGAAAGACACUGAAAAAAGUAUUAUUAUUUUGUUCAAUCAUGGCAAUUUAUAAGUGCCACAAAAGCAGUUAUCGCAUUUGCCUAAAGUGUCACAAAAAUGCAUCAACCAUUGUAUUCGCUCAAAUUUGUAUUUUGCCACAAAAUGCAAAUUAGGGACUCACAUUUUUCUGCAACUUUUAACUGCCACAGUCUAUCAAUUAUAAAACAAAACAUAUAUAUUGCAUAAAUUGCACUUUCAGUUUAUAAUACUUCACAUGCAAUAGUAACAAUGCAGAUGUUGGGCUAACUACAUUUCCUUUUUUUUUUUUGGUCAAUAACUACAUUUCCUUUGAAUUUACGAAAAUGUUAGGGAAUGGUUGGGCUAUGCAGCCCAACAGGUAACUUAGACUGGACUCUUUUUAGGUUACAAUAAUAAAUAUAAAGAGAAAACAAACAAAUAAUAUAUUUUCUAGUAGGAUUUGGUUUUGGCUGUUUGGCUAACAUCUAGGAUUCUAGGUAGUUAGUCCCAAAGUAUAAAAUAUAUUAUCAAAAAUCUGAAAAAUCGUUAAUUUCAUAAAAUCCCUUAAUUAGAAACCCAAAAACAUGUUUAUCAAAACAUAUUAGUUUCACUUUAGAAAUUCACUUCACUGAUGAUAGCGAAGGUAAAAUUCCACUAUCGCAGCUAUUUAAAUCAAGUUAGAACGUUCAAGAACACAAUUUUCUCGGUCAAUGUCGAAAAGUCAAAGUAAGAAGCUAUUUGUAUUGGUCCGGUAGGAAAGAUUUAACCUUCCUGGUCAGUUUGUCAUGUCAUCACUUCCGGGAGACAUACACUUCACCCGGAUAACACAAAUCAAGCACGCACAUGUCAAGAACAAAGUUAUGUCACAAUCAAAGCCGAAUUGAUAAAACAAAACAAGCAACUCUUGGCUUGAAAAAUAUCUUACGACAUUCUUUUCCACUAUAAUUAGUUAGUUAUAUAUAAAGAUAACGAAUAUGAUAUAUACACACCUCAUUUUCUAAACACUUUAUUUUUACCUAUUUUAUUUUUACCUCUCUUCUCUCAUCAUCUAUCAUAUCACAUACUUUCUCUCUCUUACUUUUUCUUUUCUUCUUAUCUCUCUCUUUGUUCCACCUCUUUCCACUUCUCUUAAUUCAGCUAUCUUGUGUUGAUAAGUUUAAAAUAGCAUGAGCACCACUUUGUUAUUAUCACACUAAAAAAAAAGGUUUAAACAAAAAAGAAAUUUGGAGUAAGUCAAGACAGCUCAAAUUAAAGAAAUAGAUUUUAAAUGUGCAAUAGCUAUCAGACGGCUAGCAACACCUGACUUCACUGAAAGCAGGGAACCAUGUCCACCAGAAAUACAUAAAAACAUGUGUGAACCUGCUGAUAAUGCGUUUUUAGUAGAGCAGUUUGAACCUGCUAAAAUAAAAGCAGCGGUUUGGGAGUGUGGGGGUGAUAAAAGCCCAGGAUCGGAUGGGUUUAACUUCAAAUUUAUUCAGAAUUUCUGGCAGCUGUUAGCGGAAGAUUUUACAAGGGUGGUAACGGAUUUCUGGCAGCGGGGAGCGUGGCCUAGAGGUAGCAACGCUUCAUUCAUUGCUUUAAUUCCGAAAGUCGAUGCACCUCAGACUCUAAAUGAAUUUCGGCCCAUUUCAUUGAUUGGCUGUAUGUAUAAGGUAGUGUCAAAGCUGUUAUCAACCAGGUUGAAGGUGGUUCUAAAGAAUCUUAUCAGUGAGCAGCAGUUUGCUUUUUUAGGUGACCGGAAUAUGCUUGAUAGCGUCGUGGUUGUGAAUGAGACCAUUAAGGCAGCAAAGCGAGGUAGAAAGCCAACAGUCUUUUUUAAAGUUGAUUAUGAGAAAGCAUAUGAUUCUGUGAGGUGGGACUUUCUGAUUUAUAUGAUGGGGCGUAUGGGCUUUUGUCAGAAGUGGAUUCACUAGAUUAAAAGUUGCUUGGAGUCGGCUACUGUUUCUGUUCUGGUGAAUGGUAGUCCAUGUGGUGAGUUUAAAAUGGGAAAGGGUCUUCGUCAAGGUGAUCCUUUAGCACCAUUUCUUUUCUUAAUUGUUGCAGAAGGACUUAAUAGGCUGUUCUUCCAAGCAGUACAUGGGGGCAAGUUUGUGGGUUACAACUUUGGCAGGGGAAGUGGAGUGGAGAUUUCUUUAUUGCAGUUUGCUGAUGAUAUUGUUUUUGUUGGGGAGGCAACUAUGCAGAAUAUUGUUUCUAUUAAGUGUGUGCUCAGAUGCUUUGAGUUAGCCUCAGGGCUCAAAGUUAUUUUUCAUAAAAGCAAAUUGGCAGGUGUGGCAGUGGAUGCGGACAAUUUAGACAGGUUUGCGGCUGUGCUAAAUUGUAAUUUGAUGAAUGUUCCUUUUGUUUAUUUGGGGAUCCCAGUUGGGGGGAGGCCUCGAGAAGCUCAACUAUGGGAUCCAGUUAUAAAAAAGAUUCGCAGUAAGCUGUCCAAGUGGAAACAGAAGACAGUGUCUUUUGGGGGCAGAAUUUGUCUAAUUCAAAGUGUGCUUUCCGCUCUUCCGUUAUUUUAUUACUCUUUUUUCAAGCUGCCUGUUGGUGUAGGGAAACUUUGCAUAAGCUUGAUGCGUGACUUCCUAUGGGGAGGGUCAGAGGAUGAUCAUAAAAUUGCGUGGGUGUGUUGGGGGAUGUCUGCAAGCCAAAGGAGCAUGGAGGACUUGGCAUUAAGGAAUUGUUUUCAUUUAAUAGGGCUUUGCUUGGAAAGUGGAGGUGGCGGUAUUUGAACGAACCUGAGAACUUGUGGUGUAAAGUGAUUAAGGCCCAGUCAGAUCAGUAUCAUUGUGCUUCAUCUUGGUGGCGGGAUGUAAUGUCAGUUUGUACUGUUAAUAGCUCCGACUGGUUCAGUGAGAGCUUGGGUAAGGUGCUGGGUGAUGGGGGUCAAACUAUGUUCUGGUCGGAAAAUUGGUUGGGGUCGGGGACGCUAGCAGGAAGGUUCCAUCGACUAUAUAAUUUAUCUUGGAACAAAUACAGCACUGUAAAGGAGGUGGGUGUUUGGGAGGGGGGUGUGUGUCAGUGGCAGUUGUCUUGGAGAAGGGCUUUGCAAGGGAGAGAGGUGGGGUGGUAUCAUGAUUUAAAAACAGUAUUGAGUGGGGGAUGUCUGGUAGAAGGGAGGACAGAUAAAUGGGUGUGGGUGCCGGGGGAGGAAGGAAUCUAUACAGUUAACUCAGCUUAUCUUGUUUUGCAGGUACCUGGCUUGGAGGAGGUCAAUCACGUGUUUGACUCCAUUUGGGCUGCUCCCAUUCCAUCAAAUGUGAGGGCCUUUGUUUGGCGUUUACUUUUGGAUCGAAUUCAAACGCGAGACAAUCUAUUUCGCAGGCGUGUCAUUUUGAAUUCGGAGGAUGUGGGCUGUCCGUUAUGUCUCUCGGUGGCAGAAAGUAGUGUUCACUUGCUACUGUCUUGUCAGCUGGCUUCCGGACUUUGGCAGCGGGUUCUUGGCUGGUUGGGGGUGUCGUUGGCUUUCCCAAAUUCAGUGCCUUCUCAUUUUUCUCAGUUUUCGCUUGUGGGGCGCUCCAUUAUCCAGCGGCGGGCAGAGAUGGCCAUUUGGUGUGCAACUGUUUGGACCAUUUGGCUGAAGCGGAAUGAGGUUGUUUUCCGGAAUGGGGCUUUGGACGACAGUAAUUUACUAGACUUGGUGCAGUAUCGCUCUUGGUUUUGGCUAAAACACAGGUGUGGGGAUUUCUGUUACUCAAUAUAUGAAUGGAAAUCAAAUCCUCUGGUAUGUGUUUCCUCGGUGUAGGCUAAGUGCUUCGUGGGUAUUCAUGUUGGGGCCAUCUCUGACAUGUUGCUGUGACUUACUUAAUGGGCACUUCUUUGAGGAACUUUUGUUCUUGAUGGAUAGGUACUAGAAGUUGGUUUGUGUUUGUAACAUGGUUCUUGGUUUUUGUUUUGUGGGUUGCUCGUUGUUGGGGGAUGUAUGGGGGGUCUUUGAUUAUUUGAUGGGUUAUUUGGCAUGUUUUCCUUACUGUAUGGUGCCUCUGUUGGUAGCAGAUUGGGUUUUGCCUUGCUGAUUUUUUUUUUUCUUUCUUUGUCCCUCCUUUGUUGUAUUAUGGGAUUGAGUACCCCUUGUACUCAUAUUAAUAUAAUUCUUUGCUUAUAAAAAAAAAACAUAAAA